Sarcophilus harrisii (Tasmanian devil) is the source of this 4038-nucleotide messenger RNA. RefSeq names its product collagen type XXVIII alpha 1 chain (gene COL28A1). The coding region runs from base 42 to 3422 and encodes 1126 amino acids. NCBI's taxonomy places the organism in Eukaryota, Metazoa, Chordata, Mammalia, Dasyuromorphia, Dasyuridae. Gene Ontology annotation, molecular function: serine-type endopeptidase inhibitor activity. The transcript is spliced from 30 exons. The record is from RefSeq and is a predicted model, not a curated record.
CUCAACCCCUGUGCCCCGGAGCAGACACGUCAGGCGCCACGAUGUGGACCGGCUGCCUCACUCCGCGCCUGUUCCUUUGGGUGGCCGUGGCCACUCUGCGGGUGCUCGGCCAGCGGAAGAUGGGAAGCCCCCCGUCAGCAUCCGGGAGAGGGGACCCUCAGGGCUCCCCCUGCCCCGUGGAUGUGCUCUUCAUCGUGGACAGUUCAGAGAGCUCCAAGAUGGGCCUCUUCGACAAACAGAAAGAGCUUGUCAAGGCUCUCAGCGACAGGAUUGGCCGGGGGCCGCCGGGCCCCGACCCCCGCGACGUCCGACUGGCCGCCCUGCAGUUCAGCAGCUCCGUCCAGAUCGAGCAGCCCUUCGCCUCCUGGAGAGACCUGCCGAGCUUCCAGCGGGGGAUCGGCUCGAUGGCCCUCAUGGGCCAGGGCACCUUCUCCUACUAUGCCAUCUCCAACGCCUCGCGCCUCUUCCAGCAGGAAGGCCGCCCAGGGGGCGCGCAGGCAGCUGUGCUCAUGACCGACGGCAGCGACCACCCCCGGAGCCCCGACGUCCGGGGCGUUUCCGAGGCUGCCCGGAGCCUGGGCGUCUCCCUGGUCCCCGUGGGCCUCUCGCGGGCGGCUGACGCAGCCAAGCUCCGGCUGAUCUCGGGCGAGUCCCCUGGCCGGCCCCUCCCACUGCUGAGCGACCCCGACGUGAUUGAGAACGUACAGCAGGAGCUGGAAGCCCUUUUUGAUGAGAAGUGCAGCCAGAAGGCCUGCGAGUGCGAGAAGGGGGAUCCCGGGGAGCCGGGAGCUCCGGGUGCUCAUGGCUAUCCGGGCAGCAAAGGAGAGCAGGGGCCCAAAGGGCAGCCGGGGGAUGCCCAGAAAGGGGAGCCCGGAGACAAAGGCCCCGAGGGAGAUCCUGGCUACAAAGGGGACAAGGGGGAGCGAGGAGAGUGCGGCACGCCAGGGACAAAAGGAGACAAGGGACCACCAGGCCUCCACGGCCCCAAGGGCCCCCGGGGAACUCAGGGCAUCGGAGGCCCGCCGGGAGAACCGGGACCCAGAGGCUUUCAAGGCAACAAGGGCGAGCCGGGGCCUCCUGGCCCCUACGGUCCUCCGGGCCCCCCCGGCAUCGGCCAGCAGGGGCUCAAGGGAGAAAGAGGGCAAGAAGGCCGGACUGGAGCCCCCGGGCCCAUCGGCAUGGGUGAGCCAGGACAAACGGGUCCCCGGGGUCCUGAAGGAGCCCCAGGAGAGAGGGGCAUGCCUGGAGAAGGAGUUCCUGGGCCCAAGGGUGAAAAAGGUUCUGCCGGGCCCAGUGGCCCCCAGGGACUGCAGGGUCUGUCCAUCAAAGGGGACAAGGGAGACUUGGGACCCGUGGGACCUCAAGGGCUGAGGGGCCGGGACUGGACUACAAUCCUACGUCCUCCCUUUCCAUGUCUACCCCUCCCGGCCCGCGGAAUCAGGGGCCGCAUGGCCUCCGGGGACCCCCUGCAGAGCUUGGGGACCUUUGUCCAGGAGGGUUUUUGGUUUCCUCCCACUCAGGGCGAGCCCGGCAUCAUGGGGCCCUUCGGCAUGCCCGGGGCAUCGCUCCAGGGGCCUCCGGGGCCAAAGGGAGACCGAGGGGAGCUGGGCAGGCCAGGCUUCAAAGGAGAACCCGGACUCUCCGUGCGAGGCCCCAAGGGUGCCCAGGGUUCUCCAGGACCGGAGGGGGCUCCGGGCCCCAAAGGCGAUGGAUAUCCUGGAGCAGCUGGACCUCGAGGGCUCCCAGGACCUCCUGGGCCUACGGGCUUACGGGGACUAGGAGAUACCGGCGCAAAGGGAGAGCCGGGCAUGAGAGGCCCUCCCGGACCCUCAGGACCUCGGGGCACAGGGAUCCAGGGAGCCAAGGGAGCCAUGGGACAAAAAGGCGUGCCGGGCCCCCCAGGCCCCCCCGGCUAUGGCACACAAGGCGUAAAGGGGGAGCAGGGCCCCCAGGGCCCUCCAGGGCAGAAGGGCAGCAUGGGCCGUGGCCUGCCCGGCCCAAAGGGCCAGCCCGGCAACCUUGGGGAUGCGGGGAAGAAAGGAGACAAGGGAGACGUCGGGGAGCCCGGAGCCCCAGGAAUCCAGGGGCUGCCGGGACCCAAGGGGGACCCCGGACUCACCAGAGAAGAGAUUAUCAGGCUGAUUGUUGACAUAUGUGGUGAGAUUUGUGGGGGACAGGGAGGAGCUGUUGGGGCAGUCGGGGUGCCGUGCCCCGUGGGGGGGGACAGGGGUGGGGGCCAAGGCGGGCCCAGCCUGCGGGCCCUGGCCCCCUGGUCCCGGCCCCCCCACAGCCCCCAGUCCACGGCCCCUUGGUCCACGGGCCCCCAGCCAGGCCCCCCAGUCCCCGGCCCCCAGUCUCACGGCUCCCCGGUCUCACGGCCCCGGUCCACGGCCCCGGGUCCCCACGGCCCCCAUCCACGGCCCCGGCCUGCAGGGGCGGGGCAGGAGCCCCUGAGUGGGGGAUCCCCCGAAAGGGGGACCCACCAACCAGCUUCAAGACUUUGUGGGGUUGGUGGAGCGGUGUCGGUGGCCCCACCGCCCGGUUGGGGGCCUAUCAACACGCCCCGGGAGGGGUCGAGCUGGGCAGCUUCCCGGGGGGGCGCCUGGGGGGCCCUGGCCCUGCAGACCCGGGCAGGGCACCCCACGGCCGGCCCGCGCCGCCCACGCCAUGCCGGCCGCCCGGGCCCGCGGGAAGGGGUCCGGAUCACCGCGGCAGGCGGACGCCCGACGAGGCCGCCUGGAGGGGUAGGGCGGGCGGCGGCGGCCGGGCCGGAGCUCUUUCGGGAUCGGGCGGGCCGGCCUGGACCCCCGAUUCCGGUCUUCCGCCGGGAGAUGGACCUGAUCGCCUCGGACCCCGACAGCGAGCACGUCUACCUGAUCGACGACUUCCUGACCCUGCCGACCCUGGAGGACAAACUGUUCCAAAAAAUCUGUGAGGACGUCGACUCCUACGUGGACCAACUUCUCGAGUCCCCGGCCCUUCAUCGCGGCUCCGGGCCCACUCCCACCGCCGCGCCGGACACGAAGAGCACAGAGGCCGAGAGCACGGAGGCGCUUGGUCCUCCAGGAGCCCAGGACAAAGGACCCGGACUUUUUCCGUCCCAAAGCAGUCGAGUCUCCACAGUGGCGACAACAAGUGAGAUGCCUGUGGACCACAGGCCGUCGCCGGGCCCCCCGGCCGGCGGGGGGACGCGGGAGCAGGGCGCAGUCGGCCCGCAGCCCACCGCCGGGACUGCACGCCGAGAUCCCCGGUGCCUGGAAGCCCUGAGGCCGGGGGACUGCGGGGAGUACGUGGUCCGCUGGUACUACGACCGCGAGGUGGACGCGUGCGCCCGCUUCUGGUACAGCGGCUGCGGCGGCACCGGCAACCGCUUCCACAGCGAGCGGGAGUGUCGCGGAGCCUGCGUGCGCGGAGCUUUCUGAAGGGGACGUGGGGCGGCCGUGGGGGCUCCCCCCACCCUCCGAGGGCCAUGGCCACCGCGGCCACACCGGGGACAGUUACCGGAAACACCGUGAAGCCUCAUUCUGGACGCGCCGCCCGCUCUGGGAGGCACCUUUGGGCUGGGGAGGCGGCGGGGGACCAAGAGCCGACCCCCGUUCUCUCUCCCCACCAGCCGGGCAGAGGGCAGAGGCUCACAGCCUGCAGAGUCUGUGUCCAAAGAGCCUCCCUCUGUGCUUACAGUGGGGGUGGGGGGAGGGAGGGAGAGAGGGAGGUAUCUGAGCUGUCAAUCAGCACCCCCAGCCCGUGUGACCCUCCCACCCUAUUAUCUGCCCUGGCCUGGAGGCUCUGGGGUGGAAGCUCCCUCAGGCUGGCAGGCCCCCGAGUAACGGGAGGGCGACCCCCCUCCCUGGUGCUGGAUCCCCUCCCAACCUCCUCCUAAAGGUCCCCAUGGCUUCUGCUUUGAUGGACUCCUGCGUGUGAGCAUUAAAUGCCUAUUCACUGGCCGGGACUACUGACUCUUCCCUUUUUGCCUGUAUCCCAUCACCUGGCAGGCUACAGAGCAUUCAGUAGGUGCUUACUUAAUGCUCAGGAAAUUGA